AUGGUGUCUUACUCCAGCUGCGAUACUACCUCCUACUUCAACCAGUCUGCUGACUUCCGUCCUCCCUCCGCGCCGACUACCAAUCCGCCUGAUUCGAUGAGCCUCCAGCCCCGCCCGAGCACUCGUGCCAGUGCUGGUGAGACCCAGAAUCUCAAGGACCUCUUCAAUAACCAUAUCGGCCUGGCCGUCGCCGAUUUGUUCCAACAUGCCACCGGCCAUCCACCGCUUGAUCUCUCCUGCCACCCCCAAAACCAUCCAUCCAUCAUCCAAGCCUCUUCCGACCAGCGCUCUCUCAUCUUGGCCCUCCAGAACCAACAGACGCGCUCAUCCCCCCUCACCAACCAGGAUGAACCCUCUCCUUCGAGCCCGAGUAAUAACCAUAAGAAUUUAACCGUGAACACUUCCUUGGGCUUCGAAACACCCCAUCACUCAACCCCCGUCCAUCCUCUCCAUCUCGGCCAAUCAACCCCCGUCGAGCCACGGCUUCCUCAGCUUCCCAACGGCCUCGGCGCGCCCAGCGACCGCCCCUCCUUGACCCCGCCUGCUGCGCUUUCCAGCAGUUUGUUCUCCUCCAACUGUCCCUCGAUCUCACCCCACUCCAAGCAUAACAAUUCUCCCCAACACGAACAAGGGCUCAGCUCCGUGCCCGGCUCAUCUUUGUCGAGGUCGCCACGGACAGACUCGUCGAGCUGUUCCCGUCACACCGAGCAUUCCGACCACAUCACUACGCCCAAUGGUGAGGCGGGUAUCAGCUCUUCCGCUGCAUACCAAUCGACUGCGGUCCUCAGCCGCCAAGGCGUUUCCGCCCCGCGUGGAGCACACGCGCGUACAAGCUUUGAGUCCGUAUUUGCUCCAAAGUCGAAUAAUGACUCCGGCAACACCUUCAACUUUUCAUCUGCGCAAAGCCACCCUUUCCAAGCGUUCAAUGACUUUAGCGCAAUCCAGCAUGCCCAGGGAGCACCAGGUAUCUUUCCUAAGUUGGAGUCCAACACCGCUAACUCCAGCCCGACCGACUUCGGCCAAAAAAUCUUCACUGAUCCCCGCCGUACCUCCACCAAUCCGGGCUCGCCCGAGCAGCUUACCGGUGCCGAACCUGCGCCACCAUCUUCGGCCGGUGUGGUACCACCGGCAUGGGCUCAGAGCGCUAAUUUGGGCUACCCAGUCUCCGGCGAUGCUUACAGCCAGAGCCAGCUCUUCUUUACAUCCCAGUCCAUCAUCCCGCCCGCCCAAUCGCUGCCCACCACCGACCGCGCAAACUCCACGGCUAACAACACCGACCAUACUAAGCCGGCCGAGCCUAGCCCGUUUGCGCUCAACCACCCCGACACUUCUCCUAGCACUGGCGGCUGGAGCGGCGAUGAAAUGAACGACAAUCAGCCUUCCUCGGCCGCCAUGGCAGGGAAUGUAUCGGUGGUAGAUAACCAACAUCUUUACAGCUUCUCCGCGUCCCAUCUACCACCCACCCAACAAGCUUUCACGCCCGUUGACCAUUCAUUCAAGUUCGGCGAGCAUACCGGCGUUUCCAACUCCAAUAGCCUCGGUUUGCUCCCCCCUUACACCCAACCACGCGCCUCUUACAUGGAGAAGAUCCCGGAAAACUUGGUCGUCCUCGGCGAGCCUGGGAGUGCCGGGCUCAGCAAACUCACCACACAUCCCUCGGAAGAAACUGGACACAACGCAGUCGAGAAACGAUAUCGCAAUAAUAUCAACAGUCAUAUCGCCGCCCUGGCCGACCUUGUGCCUGCCCUGCAGCACCUCCGAUCUUUGCCUUCUGCAGCAACAUCGAGACGUCACUCUAGCCAAUUUAUCGUCUCUACUAGUGCCAUCGGCAAGAUUCCCGUAGGCUUGGUCGAUGGUGUCAAGGCUGCGACCAAAUUGAGCAAAGGAAACAUCUUGAGCAAAAGUGUGGAUUACAUGCGACACUUGCUUAGGAGAAGGGAAGAGUUGAAAGAAGACAUCGAAGACUUGAAAGAUGUCGUGAGGAGUCGGGUGGCAAACGGCGAUAUCUUGAUUGUUGAAUGGGAGGCGCAGAUCCGUUUGAAAUCUCCCCAGCGUCAGCGCCAACGAAUGCUUGAACAAAGCCAAGGCGAGGAGGAUGGCGAUGAUGAUGAUGAGAUGCACGAUCCUAAUAAUAAGAAGACCAAUGGGGCUCAUCACAGUAAUCACGGCCCCAAUCCAAGCAAGAAGAGGAAAGUUGCAGAUCUCAAGAUCGGCGACUCAAACCGACUCAAGGGCGGCAAAAUCUACGGCAGAGGAAUUAGAAAACCGGGCCAUUCUUGCGACUUCCGCAAUCAACCUCUUGGUCCUUCUCAUCCGGAGUCGACGAUCAUGGCCUCCGAAGCACUCCCUCCCUCCUCUAAUCCCGGCUCAUUUGCCCCUGUCUCGGUCAACGGAAGGCAAGAACCAUUGGGCAGGAUGACUCACGACUUGGUAGAUGAACUUGAUGUCCUUCGCGAGCCACCCUCGAACUACCACCAUCAAUUCAUAGCUCAGCAGCAUAAUCCGCAUGACUAUAGCCACUUACAGUCCUCUGGCUUUUCAUCUGAUUUCAUGGGCCACCCUUUCGCCCCCGUCCCACCCCCCGAGCCACGCUCACAACACGCCGGCGGCCAUCAAACUCGGCCAUUACUUGCGGUCUUCAUGGGCCUUUCCUUUGCCGUAGGCUCCGGGUAUAAUUACCACCAAACCCGUUCAAGGUCCUCGGAUGACCAAGAAGCCUGGGGUUCACCCAGUCAAUCACGUUUCCCCAAGGGUUGCACACCUCCAAACAUGGCAUCCUCCAAUCCACAGGCUUUCAAAUGUCAUCGAAACCCCGCCAAUCCAGGGCGUGGUCAGCGGCUCUUGAGCGCUACCCAGGCCUCCCAGAUCCCGCACCUUUCAUUCUCACAGGCAGGCUUAAAUGCGUUGUCAAUCGCUUCGAUCAUCUGGACUUUGAUGUUCAUACUCAAGCCCGAAUUCGUCCUCAACUUCUUCAGUCCUGGCCGACUGAGACCCGUCAAACGCCGACCGAAACACAAGCGCCCCGUUCUCGUUCCAGGUGUCGUAAAUGGCUCAGUUGAUUCAGAUUCAGAGGAUGAAUGUGACCAGCCUAGCCCAGAUGGAAAACAUUCCUUCAUUCCGAUCGAUCCCACAUCCUUAUUUCGUGGAGAUGAUGAUGAGAAGGUCUUGAUGGGUUGCUCUCGGAAGCCAGGAAGGCUCCAAUAUCAUCGUCUGUGUAUCAUCGCCAGUAGCCCCAAUAAUUGGGGAAGCCUUCUCCUCGAGUUAGUCAAGGAAGCCGCGCGCACUGCCGGUAUCCUCGUCUGGGGAGACGUGAUCGAGAAGAUGGCUGACCUCGAUCGUAACGGUCGUCACGAGGGGAAACGCGCUCGGAUUAAGAAGAUCAAGACGGUCUUAGCCUGGAUGAGAAUUGCAGAUAUCGAAAGCCUUUGGUCUUUCGGCUGGUCUUCCUCUUUGAAACGACUCCACACGAUCCUCAAGCUACAUAACUUGAGUCGAACGCUUGAUUGGCGGGAUCGGAUGACGAGGGAAGAGCUCGAUUGCGGCAAGAUCUCGGGGGUAUUGGCGCUAUCAUUGAAGACUCUCUUUGGCGAAUCAAACAGACUGAGUCCGAUCUUUUGGAACAAGGCUGUUGAGGCGCACAAGAAAGACCGACUGGCGAUCAAGAGCGCCAGAUGCACCGAGUCGAUCCUACCAGCGAGCAACUACCGGCCGAACGCCCAGCGUGUCGCCGAGGAAAGCUGGCUCAACGAGGCCUUGAGUCUUGAGUACGAGGAGGCUUGCGAACUCUUGGCCGAAAAGGGCGAGGAUUACCGGCUGAUGUCCGCUGCUGUGGGCGAGUUUGGCGGCAGUCGAGGAUGGUCCCCCUUGAAGCAAAUCGUCGAGAGUCGGGCCGAGCUCGAGCUCAUCGAGAUCUGGUCCCGGAUCUUUGUCUCGAUGAUCACCAAGACCUGUCCGGUGGAGAAGACGCCUCGAGACGGGCGAAUCGGCCAGAGCCAGUUCGGCCUCGAUGGUGGCCUAGCGGAGCUCCCGACGCGUCUCGAAGAAGCCGGCGCUCCCUACGCGCUCCAAGUGAGCCAAGGCAGGAGACAGGUCGAGCAGUCAAUCGAACGGAUAUGUCGUCUUCGGCUCGGCUGUGGCUCUGCGGUAGGUAGAAUGGCCCGAGUGACCCGAGGGAUGUGGGCGAUGGCGUUCGGGAAGAGAGAAGUGGCGGUAGAGGUGGGUCACGAGCUCAAGAGAGAUCCAGGAGAAGAGGACGAGGAGAUCGGCUGCGUGGGUCCCUACCUCGAGCUCGUGCUCGGCAGCCGACUCCCGAACAACCGAAGAAAAGUGGAGCGUGCCAAUAAUUCCACGCUGGACAAACUGGCCAAGAUGACGAUCGAUUGGCUCUUGAUCAGAAGGGAACACGUGAUCCUCCACCUGAUCAAAGGUCCCUCCCAACGGAGUCCACAAGAGACGAACGAGAGGAGGACGAUCCUCAAUAUCAAAUGUCUCGAGCUCCGCCGGAUCUUGGACUUGGCCGUACUCGAAUCCCAGCGUAAUCGAGAGUUGAACGCUCGCUCCACUAAACAAUCCGACGAGGCUAUCCAAGCCGGUGAGGCACGGGAAUUCGAUCUUCGUACUGCAAUCCAGGAAUGUCAACGUUCGGUCUUCGUUAUUGAGAAUCAAAACUUUUAA
Messenger RNA from Puccinia triticina, 4674 nucleotides. RefSeq lists its product as uncharacterized. Gene Ontology annotation, molecular function: protein dimerization activity. The transcript is spliced from 5 exons. Bases 1 to 4674 code for a protein of 1557 amino acids. The record is from RefSeq and is a predicted model, not a curated record. NCBI's taxonomy places the organism in Eukaryota, Fungi, Basidiomycota, Pucciniomycetes, Pucciniales, Pucciniaceae.